Molecule: messenger RNA, 866 nt
Organism: Herpailurus yagouaroundi (jaguarundi)
Lineage: Eukaryota; Metazoa; Chordata; Mammalia; Carnivora; Felidae
Product: 60S ribosomal protein L39-like
Exons: 1
Coding region: 534-689 (51 amino acids)
Biological process (GO): translation
Cellular component (GO): ribosome; cytosolic large ribosomal subunit
Molecular function (GO): structural constituent of ribosome
Source: RefSeq, a predicted model, not a curated record
UAUACACACGAUGGAGUAUUAUGCAGCCAUAAAAGGAUGACAUUGUGUCAUUUGAGACAAUGUGGAUGGACCUUAAGGGUAUUAUGCUAAGUGAAAUAAGUGAGACAUAAAAAGACAAAUACCAUAUUAUUUCACUUAUGAGUGGAAUGUAAAAAAAAUGAAUAAACAAAAAGCAGAAUCAGAUCUAUAAAUAUAGAGAACAAACUGUGGUUGCCAGAAGGAAGAGGAGUAGCAUGUUGGGCAAAACAAGUAAGGGAGAGGGAGAUACAGGCUUUCAGUUAUGGAAUGAAUAAGUCAUGGAAAUAAAAGGCACGGUAUAAGGAAUCCAGUCAGUGAUACUGUUAAUAGCAGUGUAAGGUGGCAGAUGUAGCUACACUUGAGGUGAACAGAGCAUAAUGUGCAAACCUGACAAAUCACUAAGUCGAUCAUUGAAACUGCAAUAUUGUGUGUCAACUAUACUCAAAUAAAUAAAUAAAAGUUCAGUCUUUGCUCUUCUCUGCCAUUGUGGUGUGUGUGGCUGACCGUUUCUCGCCAUGCCUUCUCACAAGUCUUUCAGGAUCAAGCGAUUCCUGGCCAAGAAACAAAAGCAGAAUCGUCCCAUUACGCGGUGGAUUCAGAUGAAAAUUGGUAAUAAAAUCCGAUACAACUCCAAGAGGCGGCUUUGGAGAAGAACGAAGCUGGGUCUGUAAGGGAUCGAACAUGAGAUGGCACACGUUUAUGCUGCCUGAAAGUUAUGUUUCUACACCAUCACAUCCUUACUGCCUGACCAGUAGAUCUGUUUUAUCAGGAAAUUGACUUUUCUCUGUUAUGAUGUUUCAGCACCUAUAGGUUGGUUCAGUAAUAAACAUGUGAGACCUCUUGGUUGA